AUGGCUGCUUUCAUAGAACAUUACCGCGAGGUUCUCGAGGACUACUACGACAUCUACUACGAAGAAUUGCUCGAACGAAUCCCUGUCAUCUCCACGAGGACAUACGUCUUGACCAUCCUCGCCAUCUGCAUACCUCCCAUCAUUGCCCUGAUCUUCUACGAACGGGAACAAGCCAGACUUCGAGCAGAGCAGCCGAAGGGAUGCAGGAAACUGGGCCUGAAAAUCGAGUCGAAUUUGCUCAAUGAAUUCGAUAGGAAGUUCUCCGAGGGUCGUCCCCCAAGUACCGAGGAGACAUCAGCUGAGUGGUGGAGAUUGAAGUCGUUAUGGAUCUAUCCUGUCAAGUCUUGCAGAGGUGUUGAGUUGAACAGGGGGACCGUCAUUACGACUGGCAUGGAAUAUGACCGCCAAUUCACCUUUGCUCAGCUCAAGAGCCCCUUCCCAGUUGGCGCCAAUACCCCAGAUAAGGAGAAGGCGGCACACAAAUGGGAGUUCAUUACCCAAAGACAGUUUCCUUUGUUGGCCAAGGUUCGAACAGAGAUGUGGGUUCCGGAUCAGAGUGUGGAUACGUACGCGCCUCACGCCGAGGACGUUGAGUCCGGGGGAGUAAUCAUAAUGAGCUUUCCUUACCAAGAAGCUGGCUGGAAGGGUAUGGUAGCGAAGUGGGGUGCUGCCGUGAAGGGCACGAUUCCUGAGAAGCAGUUCCGUGUCCCAUUCAACCCUUCCGAGGUGCAGAUCGAGAAGGCUGGGUACUCCUACGAGAAGAUGACGAUUUGGAAGGAUACGAUCAGCGCCUUGAACUUGGAGAUUGAGAUCCCGGAGGAGCUUAGGUACUACUUGGGCAUCAGCAACAAGUUGGGUUUGUUCAGGAUUGACAACUCGAAGCUGCGGGAGGUGCACAGGAAUGCACCGACCAAGGCGGAGUUGGGAUAUCAACCAGUAACAGGCUUCCAAGAUGCUUAUCCUCUCCACCUUGUCAACCUCGCCAGCAUUCGCGAUGUCGAGAGUAAGAUGCCAAAGGUCAAGGGGGCCCCCCGCCUCUCGGCAGCACGCUUCCGAGCAAACCUCAUAAUCACGGGCCCGGAUGCCUACCACGAAGAUACUUGGCGCCGUAUCAAAAUCGGUUACUACGAAUACGACGUAUCGUCCCGCACCGCCCGUUGUAAGAUGCCGAAUGUGGACAACUUAACGGGAGAAGUACACCCCAGUGAGCCAGACAAGACGCUGAGAAGCUUCCGAGCAGUGGAUCCAGGAACGGGCCCAAACAUCGGAUGCCUAGGAAUGCAAAUGGUACCGAUCGCUAGAGAAGGAGCGCUGAGAGUGGGAGACGAGAUCACGGUUUUAGAGGUUGGGGAACAUGUUUACAUUAAGCAAUAA
Hyaloscypha bicolor E is the source of this 1374-nucleotide messenger RNA. RefSeq names its product MOSC-domain-containing protein. NCBI's taxonomy places the organism in Eukaryota, Fungi, Ascomycota, Leotiomycetes, Helotiales, Hyaloscyphaceae. Bases 1 to 1374 code for a protein of 457 amino acids. The transcript is spliced from 3 exons. Gene Ontology annotation, molecular function: pyridoxal phosphate binding; catalytic activity; molybdenum ion binding. The record is from RefSeq and is a predicted model, not a curated record.